CUGGAUCUCCCGAACGAAAUGUCGUCUGGAAAAACAGUCAAGUACAAGCACAUCUCGUUCUCACCAGAGCUUCACAUUCUUUAUUUUGAACGACAGCAAGGCAACCAAGCGGUUCCAAGACAAGGUGGCUGUUCAUUGGGAAUGUCUUUGACCCAUUUUAAUGAACAAAAAGUAACUGUUGAUGAGUGGGAAGGAAACUCGGGUGUGAAACGACGCCAUCCAAUUAACAAGUCGUCAGGUUGUUCGAUAGAAGAAGAACUGCAGGUUUUUGAUGCUGAUAGUCGAUGGAGACUGCUUGAACAAGCAGGAGUGGAGAAAUUAAAUUCAGAGGAAGGAAUUGAAUGUGAUGAAAUAAGAAUCUCAAGACAAGAGUGUGGAUGUUAUUGUGAGUCUUGUUGUCUGGAGACGUGUUCAUGUGCGAUAAACGGCAUAACUUGUCACUCAGAAGACGAAAUAGCAUGUUUCCCAUGCUCAUGCAGUGAGGAGAGUUGCAAGAAUCCUGAGGGAAGAACAGAGUAUGAUGGAGAAACUAUCAAUAAUGCUAGAGAAGUCAUUAUUAAACGAGAGAACGAAAAGUUGGAAUCUAUGAUCACAACUUAAUUGACCGAAAUAUCAGAUGCAUAACAAUGUGUAAACCUAACUACAUAUUACUACUUGGUUGCUAUAUUUGCUCAUUUGGCUGAUUUACAGAUCAUAGUAUACACAGAUAUAAUAUACACAAACUCUGCCUAUUGGGAUACUUCUGUGCAGUUACACAUUAAUGUCUGGGCAGUUGGCCAGCAUGGUUGCGCUCUAAAUGUUUCAACCUUA
Corticium candelabrum is the source of this 810-nucleotide messenger RNA. RefSeq names its product cysteine/serine-rich nuclear protein 1-like. Lineage: Eukaryota; Metazoa; Porifera; Homoscleromorpha; Homosclerophorida; Plakinidae. Gene Ontology annotation, cellular component: nucleus. Gene Ontology annotation, biological process: regulation of transcription by RNA polymerase II. The transcript has 2 exons. Gene Ontology annotation, molecular function: sequence-specific DNA binding; DNA-binding transcription factor activity, RNA polymerase II-specific. The record is from RefSeq and is a predicted model, not a curated record. The coding region runs from base 19 to 600 and encodes 193 amino acids.